AUGGCAUCGUCAGACCAUCCCUAUCAGAAGCUUGACAUUGACGAGCGAGUUAAGCGUGUUCUUCUCAGGACGCCGCUCAUCGAUGGCCACAAUGACCUGCCUCAGCAACCGCGGGCAUGCUUUCACGGCAAGAUUCACAACAAUCCGAAAUUCGACUUCGCAAAUGGAUUUGAGAGGGGAAUGACGGAUAUCCCCCGACUGAGAGAGGGUGCCGUCGGAGGCCAAUUCUGGUCUAUUUGCGUCCCUUGUCUCAGGUCCGCGGAGAACUUUUCGACAGCAGAGUACUCGGACAUGGCGCGCGACGCCAUUGAGCAGAUUGAUAUGACGCUUCGGCUUGUUGAGUCGUACCCGGAGACGUUUGAAUUGGUGAAUGGACCAAAUGAUGUGAAGAAGAUUUACGAGUCUGGGAGGAUAGCUUGCUCCAUCGGUAUUGAAGGUAUUGGUAUUAUCAGAGCAUUUUACCGCCUGGGCGUCAGAUAUUGCACUUUCACUCAUGUCUGCAACAAUGCAUUCGCCGAUAGCUCAACAUCCAAAGUCGGCGCUGUGCACGGCGGACUCUCUAAGCUGGGACGUGCUGCAUUGAUCGAGAUGAACAGAUUAGAAGACUGCGCCAAGCAAGUCCUCGAGCAGACCCGCGCACCAAUCAUGUUCUCCCACUCCAACGUCAAGGGCGUCUUUGACUGUCCCCGCAACGUCCCGGACCACAUCCUAGACAUGGUCCCAGCCAACGGUGGUAUCGUGAUGGUAACCUUUGUCCCGGAGCACGUCACUACACGUCGACGGGACGCCAAGAUGGACAUGGUUCUCGACCACUUGUUCUACAUUGCCGAGCGUAUCGGCUGGGAUCACGUUGGUCUCGGCUCCGACUUUGACGGUAUCGCAUCUGUCAUCCCCGGCUUGGAAGACGUCAAGUGCUACCCGAGACUCCUCAAGGCUAUUCUUGAUAGGGGCGCGACUGAGGAGCAGCUUGCUAAGGUCGCUGGUGAAAAUAUCUUGAGAGUGUGGCGUGGUGUUGAGAAGGUUAGGGAUGAGAUGAAGGCUGAAGGGGUCUUGCCGGUUGAGGAUGUGUGGGAAGAUCGGACUUGGUGGAGGUAUGAUGGGUACUACCAGAUGCCGGAUCCUGAUCCUGAGGAUAAGCUGGGCUUGGACUGGUAUGGUGUUCCGCCUCCGGAUGAGGGCUUGUAUCUGGACGACAAAUAG
This is a messenger RNA of Colletotrichum tamarilloi, 1200 nucleotides long. RefSeq names its product membrane dipeptidase. Gene Ontology annotation, biological process: proteolysis. Lineage: Eukaryota; Fungi; Ascomycota; Sordariomycetes; Glomerellales; Glomerellaceae. The transcript has 5 exons. The coding region runs from base 1 to 1200 and encodes 399 amino acids. The record is from RefSeq and is a predicted model, not a curated record. Gene Ontology annotation, molecular function: metallodipeptidase activity.